Molecule: messenger RNA, 954 nt
Organism: Cadophora gregata
Lineage: Eukaryota; Fungi; Ascomycota; Leotiomycetes; Helotiales; Ploettnerulaceae
Exons: 4
Coding region: 314-751 (145 amino acids)
Source: RefSeq, a predicted model, not a curated record
GGAUUGUUAGGGCUGGGAGUUUGGGAAUUGGGAGGGAGGAGGAGGGGCAUAAAUACUGGUGUUGUUCUCGCGGCGCACUUACUUCAAUCCAUCAAUCACGGCUGCGAUUGCAAUUGAAACUUCCACUUCCACUUCAACUUCAACUUCAACAAUCAGAUAGCUCUUCGCUACGAUACAAAUAGCCCACAGAACACUUCCAGCUAGGCUACGUAAGCUUCAUUCUCGAUACCUUCAUAGAGAGCUCAAUACUGUACUCAAGAAUCUAGAUUCUCUCCAAUUCAAACCGCCGUACCUUUUUCAACUCAUCCCCAAAAUGCCACGCUUCAUCCUCUUCCUACGCGCCGACAAGCAAGCUGAGACUGAUCUCGGCGGACCCCCCGAAAUGUUCGCCGCCAUGGCCGCCUACAACGAAUCCAUGGUCGCCGCCGGCAUCAUGCACUCAGGCGAAGGGUUGCACCCAUCCAAAUCCGACGGUCGAAGAGUCGUAUUCCAUCCUGGAAAGAAGGCAGAGGUGCAGAGUGGGCCAUUUCCGUUGAAGGAGUUGGUGUGCGGGUGGUGGGUUAUUAAGGUGGGGAGUGUGGAGGAGGCGGUGGGGUGGGCCGAGAAGUGCCCUUGUAUGGGGGAGGGAUCUGUGAUUGAGGUGAGGAGAAUUGCGGAUGCGGAGGAUUUUACGGAGGGGUUUGAUGAUGAUUUGAAGAAGAGGGAGGAGGAUUUGAGGAAGAAGACGGAGGAGAUUGCUAAGAGGGGCUGAAAGAUAGAUGAGUUGGUUUUGGCCGACUGUCUGCAGCGUUGUUAUGUUAGGUCGUGUUUGGUGUUUGAGCAGAGAGCAAAUUCACGCUCGUUUACUACCAAAAGUUGAUCUCCUUCAUCUCGACGUGCCCUGAUCAGUUGGGAGAUGAAAUUUCAGCAGUGAAGAUGGAAUUCUAAGCACAACGAAUCAUCAUACGUUUCUGA